AUGGAUAGGGAUAUAGAGGAGACGUGUAGGGCGUGCGUGGCGUGUCGCACAGUGCGGGACGCGCCGCCUCACGCGCCGCUGCACCCAUGGGAGUUCCCCCUGCACCCGUGGUUGCGCAUCCAUGCUGACUUCGCCGAGUGCGGAGGUAAGCGCUACUUGAUUAUUAUAGACGCACAUUCGAAAUGGUUAGAAGCUAUCCCGAUGCGCAACACGAGUGCAGAGAGUACUAUAAAAGUUUUUAGGAGUGUGUUUUCACGUUUCGGGCUUCCAUCACAGCUCGUGACCGAUAACGGGCCACCAUUCUUCUCGCAGGAAUUUAAAUUAUUUUGUGAAUACAACUGCAUAAAGCAUAUCACCUCGGCCCCUUACCGACCUCAGGCGAACGGUGCCGCGGAGAAUGCCGUUAAAACAAUUAAAAAAACAAUCAAAAAAGCUUUACACGAGGGCAAGGAUGUAAACACGGCACUGACUAAAUUUUUGUUUAAGUACCGUAAAUGCCAACACGCCACGACAGGCGUAUCGCCGGCCAUGGCUCUGCUGGGUCGGCAGAUACGCAGCCGGUUAGACGCGUUGCGGCCGGAUACCGCGGCGACCGUGCGCGAUAAGCAGGAGAGGCAGGCGGCCCGCGCCGCUGGCCAUCUCAGAGAGUUUAGCGUGGGGGAGGCGGUACUCGCGCGCGAUUAUUCAACGAAGGGGAACAAAUGGGCCGAAGCCACGGUGGUAAAAAGGACCGGGCCGGUUUCUUAUAAGGUGGAUGUAGGCAAUGGGGUGGAAUGGCGGAGACACGCAGACCAGGUGGUCUCAGCUAAGGGGCGCUUUUCGUUGUCCCGUACUAGCCACCCGUCUACCGGUGACGAGUCAGAGAUACAGGCCGAGAAGUCCGAGGUCGGUGGGGAGUCGGGAGGUCAGCCGAUGGAUGAGACAUCCUGCUGUGGCGAGGCCCCGGAGGCGUCGCCCCGCGCGGCGACAGAGUUGUCUCAGCCGGGGGUUACGCCACCGCAGAUGUCAGCUCGCGCACUGCGUGCUAUGAAGCGGGCCAAAUUUAAUGUGUAA
Molecule: messenger RNA, 1053 nt
Organism: Papilio xuthus (Asian swallowtail)
Lineage: Eukaryota; Metazoa; Arthropoda; Insecta; Lepidoptera; Papilionidae
Exons: 1
Coding region: 1-1053 (350 amino acids)
Biological process (GO): DNA integration
Molecular function (GO): nucleic acid binding
Source: RefSeq, a predicted model, not a curated record